AUGAAUGUUCCACCAUCAAUGCCACCCUAUUUCCAAUGGAUUAUUGAUAAACGUUUAGCCAUAUGUGCUCAUCCAUAUCACGCAUCACACAUCCGCUAUUUACUUGAACAACGUAUUCAAACCGUGAUUUCUAUCAAUGAUAACUAUAGUUCUGGCAUGCCAAAUCAUACUCGUGGUGAAUUACGUGUUCACAAUAUCUACGUUCCUGAUGGAGCUGCACCAAAUAUGGCACAGUGUCAACAAUUUGUUCGUAGCAUGGAUAUCGCUCGACAACGCGGAGAGGGUGUGGUCGUCGAAUGCACUCGUGGUAAAGGAGCAACUGGUGUACUAGUAGGUUGCUACCUUUUAGCCAUCUGGCAAGCUCCACCUGACUAUGUGGUUAACCAUCUACGCCUUAUUCGACCUAUAACAUUAGAAACAACCGCUCAAGAACAACAAAUAAUCGAUUUUCAUAAAGCGAUCGCUCCUAACCAACGUCAUUUCUACAAUGAUGUCAAUGAGCCUGAUAGUUGGGAUGUCGAUACAAGUUACUUGAAAACAACACCACUCGCGACUACUAAUCAACUCUCAUUGGCUUGA
This is a messenger RNA of Adineta ricciae, 579 nucleotides long. NCBI's taxonomy places the organism in Eukaryota, Metazoa, Rotifera, Eurotatoria, Adinetida, Adinetidae. The record is from the annotation of a GenBank genome assembly.